UCGAACCUCCACACAAUACACCAUACACAAAACAUAAGCUAAUUGACUUCCGUGUUCUGCCCGAUUCCAAGAAAAAGAAAAGAAGAUGGCCUCUUACCAGAACCAGUACGGAGCACAGCCCACCGAACAGUACGGAAACGUGACUCAGCAGGUGGACGAGUACGGCAACCCCAUUCACAGUACCGGCACCGAAACCUACGGAACCACUGGCGGAGCCACCGGAGGCACAUACGGAACAACCGGAGGAGCUCCGGUGGCGUGUGGGCAUCACGGCCAGGAGCAUCACAAGGAAGGCGGUGGUUUGACCGGAAUGCUUCACCGCUCUGGCAGCGGCAGCUCCAGCUCGUCGGAGGAUGAUGGCCAAGGAGGGAGAAGGAAGAAGGGGCUGAAGGAGAAGAUAAAGGAGAAGCUGCCAGGUCAGCAUCACGAGCAAUCUACGGGGACGGCGACCACGACGGCCUAUGACGUCGGUGGAGGCGAGCACCAUGAGAAGAAGGGCAUGAUGGAGAAGAUCAAGGAGAAACUUCCCGGGAGCCACCAGCACUAAAGCUAUAUAUACAUAUAUCACACCUUAUUUUAUAACCAAUCGGAAGCACGAUAAAUUAUAAUAUGGGUGUGCUGAUAGUAUACAUACGAGUAAUAAUAAUCUUGGUCUGUGAUACUUAUGCGUGUUGUCUUAGUAUGUGACCCUUCGACGCAUGGGUCAUUUUACCACCAGGAGCGUGGUUUUGUAUCAAAUAAUUAUCAAAUAAAAUGAUGUGUAAUGGAGAUUGGAGAAUA
This is a messenger RNA of Tarenaya hassleriana, 780 nucleotides long. RefSeq names its product dehydrin Rab18. The record is from RefSeq and is a predicted model, not a curated record. The transcript is spliced from 2 exons. The coding region runs from base 86 to 547 and encodes 153 amino acids. Gene Ontology annotation, biological process: response to water. NCBI's taxonomy places the organism in Eukaryota, Viridiplantae, Streptophyta, Magnoliopsida, Brassicales, Cleomaceae.